Molecule: messenger RNA, 3078 nt
Organism: Giardia duodenalis
Lineage: Eukaryota; Fornicata; Diplomonadida; Hexamitidae
Product: Kinase, NEK
Exons: 1
Coding region: 1-3078 (1025 amino acids)
Biological process (GO): protein phosphorylation
Molecular function (GO): protein kinase activity; protein binding; ATP binding
Source: RefSeq, a predicted model, not a curated record
AUGUCGGUGAGUCUCCCCCACCCCUAUGAAUACAUAGGAAGCAUAGGGCAAGGGGCGUUUGGUCGGGUAGUGAAGGCGCGGAAUACCGACACCACUACGGAGGUGGCGUGUAAGAUAGUCAGCUAUGAGGGAGUGAAGGACCCCGAGUCUAUGUUCAAAGAAUCCCGCAUACUUAAGCACAUGCACCACCCGCACAUUGUUCAGUGCUAUGACGUCAUUGAUGAUAAGGAGAACUGUACGCUGUAUGUCUUCAUGGAGCUUUGUGAGUCAGAUCUUCAGCGCUUGAUCGACGAUAGCAAGUCAAAGAAAAGAAUGGUCCCAGAGGCAGCUAUAUGGGGCUUUCUUGCGCAGGCCAUCCAAGCGCUCACCUAUUUACACAGCCCCUUCAACAAAAAGUAUCAAGACGAGGAGGGGGUAACACACAAUAUCGGAAAGGUUUAUCACCGGGACAUUAAGCCGGCGAAUCUUCUUUUAGAUAAAGAGGGGAACAUAAAGCUAGCAGAUUUUAAUGUUUCUACCGCCAUUAAAGGCGACAAGCUGAACUCAACCAAGUGCGGAACGCCUCUAUACGCCCCGCCUGAGAUUCAUGAGGGUGUACGGGAGUACCAUGGUGGUGCAGUAGAUAUCUGGUCUCUUGGGUGCACAAUCUAUCACGUGUGUGCCCUCCGACCUCCCUUUGUAGCUGUUGGGAUGGGCCCGCUCAUUCGUAUGAUCCGGAGUGGUGUAUACCCGGAAAUGCCCCAAUUCUAUAGCAAGGAACUACACGAAGUGAUAGAGAAUAUGAUACGGCCGAAGCCCGCGUGUCGAAUUAGCACAGCUGAUCUGCUUCAGCAUAACAGGAUUGUCGAGGCACUUGAUGCCAUGUCUAGAAAGGUUGCAAUAACUUCAGAGCACCCCUGCCAGACCGUAUCAUUGAGUGCUACACUGGCGCUUCCUAGCUCCACCAUUCCUCCCAGCGGAGCAGAUAUCGCAGGCAGCAAUAGCGCUCCUGUUGUACCCAAAAGAUCAUCAACCUCUUCUACUGUAUCUAGUGGUAAAGACAUCCGAGAUGUAGCCAAGCAUCACAGCUCGGACUUGUGUGUAGCCAGUGGAGAACUCCAUAGAGAGGAGAGUCAUGGUAUUGCAUCUAUCUCCCCGGCUGCCACUUGUUCGAUUAACAGCAUAGAAGCAACGGGCAUAUCAGUACCCUCCGCUAAUUCUGGUCACUUCGACCAUUCUAACUCUGGUACUAACACCGGAACAAUGAGCAUUUCGGGAUCCAGUGAUCCUCCAGCACAGGCCUAUAAAUCUCAAGAGCACACUGCAAAUGAAGAUUCGUCUGGUCAUGCCUCUCAAGCACGGAAUCGAUUUGACCCCCUUAGUAGUAAAAUAAAUGAGGUUCCUCGAGUUAAGCCCAUGCCCACGUCUGUUCUUCCGAAGACAGCAAAGCCGAGGAUAUUUUCAAACUCUACACGCAAUCCUACUCCUUCGCGAUCCAAGCAUCCAAUAAGGCACUCGACACAUAUAGAGGAUAAGCCGAGUGCCCCGACACCACCUGUGAUGGUAGAAAACUAUGAGAAGCAGCCAAUAAAUAACCUACUAGAAGAUCAGAGAGAACGGGUCCUUGCACAAAGCAAGAGCGUCCACCGGCUACUUGUCUCAGCUGGGAAUAAAAACUCAGCAAUAAACAUGCGAACAGGUCAGGCUACAAGUGUUACAGAUCAGCCUUCGGCACCACAAGCUGAUUCAGCACCUGCAAAUGUUUCAGCAGAAAGUGAGAUAAACCAGAUGGUUACCAAGGCUUUGCAAAACAGGCGUAUAACAAGCCUUUAUGAAGUGGCCGGGAUCAUCACCAAUUCCGUCGGGACACCAGAGCGUGUCUAUAGUGCAGUUACAGGACGCUCUUUCACACCAACUCAGCGAACUCCAUCUGUUGUACAGUUACCUGGUGUGUUUCCACUAAGAUCUAACACGGCAUCCGUUGUACACAUGAACGAAGAGUUGGCAUCCGUUGUACACCCUGAGAACUUGGUUGAUCCGGAAGGAAAUACGCGUCUCAUCCGGGCCUGCAAGCGCAGCUCCUAUACUGAUGCUAUUUCAAAUCUUGUUCAAGCAGGGGCACAGAACAAGAAGGGUGAAACUGCUCUGUUGUGGGCUGCAUUCUUUAAUAACAGCGACCUGUGUCGGCUCUUGGUAGACAAAGAAGCGAAGCUGACGACAAAGGACGGUACCACAGCGCUUAUGAAGGCUGCUGGUCACGGAAGCACUUCGACAGUUGAGCUAUUGCUUAAUUACGAAGGAAGAAUGCACAACAGUGAUGGGCUCACAGCCCUUAUGUUUGCUACGAUGAACCACCACACUAAGUGCGUGGAACUUCUUGCCCCCGUUGAAGCAACGCUUUCACGGCACGAUGGGUCUACGUCCCUGAUCAUGGCAGCAACACGAGGGUAUGACGACAUAGUCAAAAUACUGUCUGCCCACGAAAGCAAGAUGCAAAACAAAGACGGGAAAACAGCUCUUAUGGAGGCGUCACUACAAGGGAAGCUUGCGUGUGCCAAGAUCUUGUGUCAGUAUGAAUCUAGAAUGAUAAAUAAGGACGGGAAGACUGCUCUGAUCUUUGCUGCAAGUAAGGGAAAUCCCGCGCUUGUCCAGCUACUAGCUCCACAUGAGGCGUCAAUGUCAGAUGCACGCAGCUACACGGGACUUAUGUAUGCAGCCAUGAACGGACACCCAGAAGUGUGUAAGAUCCUCCUAGGUGCUGAGCACGGGUCUUGUGACAAGGACGGAAGAACAGCUUUGAUGAUUGCUGCCACAUACAAUCGUGCAGAAUGCUGUGAAGUUCUUGCGCCAGUUGAGGGUAAUAGAAAAGGCUCGUUCUUCAGCUCUGCCCUCAAGAUAGCUGCCCGGAAAGGCCAUGUAGAGUCCCUACGUAAGAUAUUGCCAUACGAGGGAGAGACGUACGGUCUCGAAGCCCUAGAUGUUGCUUUGCGAGAAGGCCACAAGGACAUCGUUGAUGAGCUGCAGAUUUUUCUCAACCAAAGAACGGCCAAGCGCGACGUAGCAAACCGUAUAGCUUCUAUUUAUAAGCACGGUAUUUAG